Melospiza georgiana is the source of this 966-nucleotide messenger RNA. It is a transcript of the gene CCDC70, whose product is annotated as coiled-coil domain containing 70. The record is from RefSeq and is a predicted model, not a curated record. Lineage: Eukaryota; Metazoa; Chordata; Aves; Passeriformes; Passerellidae.
AUGAGGAUAGUGAAGAGGCUAGAGAGGAAGCCUUAUAAGAAGUGGUGGAGGUCACUUGGUUGUUCAUCCUGGAGGAGUCUGAGGGGAGACAUCGUCAGAGUCUUCAACAACAUCAUGAUGGGAAGUGCAGGGGCAGCUACCAAUGUCUUCACUGUUGUGACUAGUGACAAGACUCAAGAAAACAUCACGAAGCUGAGAUUUAACCACUGGAAGGACAAUCUGGUCUUUCAAGAAGACAGUCAAAAUUUUCGGCAAAAAUAACAAAAUUUUCAUAUUGAGAACAAAGCCUACUAUUAGGAGAAUCUAAGUGUCCACAGACAGAACAAAGUCCUUUGGGAAAAGAAUAAAACCCUUCAAAGGAAGCAUAGGGACUCUUCAGAGGAAACAAAGAACCUUGAGAAACAGCAAAAGGCUUGCCAACAAAAUAAAGCCCUCAGAGAAGAGAUUAAGUCUCUCAGAGGAUAUGAAUGAGCAUUUGCAUUGAAGGAAAAAGCUCUUCACAAUGAGAUUUUAGCUUUCUGAGAAAAACACAAAGCCUUCAAGGACCAGCUUAGAGUUCUUCAAGAGGACAACAAAGCCAUUCAGGUGGAGGAAAAAGCUGUUUGUGAAGAAAAAUUCUCUCUCAGUGAGCAGAAAUUUGCUCUGCAAGAAGGGAAUAUGCCCCUUCAUAAGUAAAAGGCCCUAGGAGGUUAGGAGAAAGCUCUCCAAGAACAUCACAGAGACCUCUAUGAAUGGAAGAAGAUACUUCAAGAGAAGGAACAAUGUAAUAUAAGUGAAGAACCAGGUGCUUUGGGAGAUUUUGCAGCAGGACUGAAGAGUUUAGAAAAAACAGUAUUUUUUGUUGUUGUCCAAACAUCAGCAAGUAAUGGACGAAAAGAGGCAUCAAGCAGCCUGUUAGGCUUAGUGCAGAGGUCUUGCAGAAGUGCUGAAGCAUGGAUGUUGGUAUUUCAGAUCCCUGAAGCCUAG